Dermacentor silvarum is the source of this 7211-nucleotide messenger RNA. Its product is annotated as CD151 antigen-like. Bases 23 to 805 code for a protein of 260 amino acids. The record is from RefSeq and is a predicted model, not a curated record. Gene Ontology annotation, cellular component: membrane. The transcript has 6 exons. NCBI's taxonomy places the organism in Eukaryota, Metazoa, Arthropoda, Arachnida, Ixodida, Ixodidae.
GUUUUCUUUUUGAAUUUUCAGUAUGGCUCUCACCUGCGGGGCCAAGUGCGCCAAAGCCCUACUGAUCACCUUUAAUCUCAUAUUCUGGUUGUCGGGCCUGGCACUCAUCGGGCUGGGCGCGUUCCUGCUGAUCGACGAGCACCGGUCGACGCUGUUCCGGCUGUUCCGGGCGGACGAGCACUACGCGCUGCCGCAGUACCUGGCCUACGCGCUCAUCGGCACCGGCCUGCUGGUGCUCCUCGUCGGCUUCUUCGGCUGCUGCGGCGCCGUCAAGGAGAGCAAGUGCCUGCUGGGCGCCUACUUCGCCUUCCUGUUCGUCAUUCUCGCCUGCGAGCUGGCCAUCGGCGUACUCGCCGUCGUCUUCCAGGACAAGAUAUUAUCGGAUAUGAAAGACAACUUGAAUAACGCGCUCAAGAAAGACUACGGAAAAAAGACUCACGUGACCACUGCCUUCGACUGGGCACAGGCCAAGAUGCUGUGCUGCGGCGUGUUCGGGCCUGCGGACUAUGCGGAGAGUGUGUGGAAGGCGGAGAGCAUCGGACGCGGCGACAACGUGAGCAAGACGUGCUGCCGGCUUCGCGACGAGGGCGAGCCGGACGCGCACAAGAACCCGAGGCCGCUCAACGAGACGCUGUGCCAGGGCGACGACAAGCACAACCCGUACCGGCACAACCGGGGCUGCAUGGCUGCGCUCGAGGAGUUCGUCAAGCGGGAGAGCACGCUGCUCAUCGCCGUCGGCUGCGGAGUCGCCGGCCUGGAGAUGAUCGGCAUGAUCUUCUCCAUCUGCCUCUGCAAGGAGGUGUAGCCCCGCUGACCCAAGCCAGGAGCUGUGUUGCGCGGAAAGAAUGCGAGAGAGUGAGAUGCCACUAGGGUGGCUCUAGUCGAGUCACGGAACGCGAGAUACGUGUCGAGCAGGCGCUAGUGCCCUGUCGAGUGAAAGGUGCUCAUUUGAUUCUCCUCAUGCCCGAUUUGUGUCACUCAGCUACCAUCCCAUCUUCACUGUAGCCCUACUAGAACCACUCGUCUUUAUUUUUCAUCAUGUGCGAUACUUUUCAUGUUAAGCCGGCUGCAGCGCUCUCCACCAGAUGUGACGUUCACGCACGCUGAACGAGACGCCUCGCUCCGACGCUGCCUGUCGCCCUCCGGUUGCACUCUCCGAGUGAUAAAAUUAAAUGUUCCAAUGGGGCAAAGAGUUACCUCAAUGACAGGCACUAACAGUGUACGCUUUCAACGCACCAACGGAGUCACCGGCGACGUUUUGCAGCCGGCCGAUUAGGCUUCGAAGCAGCCGAUACUCUUCUGCUGUCUUAGCUUCGAUGAAACAUUAAAGCCAGCGCAAAAUUUUAAGCACCGAGCCUGGUUUUGUGAAACAUUUUACUGAAAUAUUUUAUCCACUUGUUGCGAGAGAGCAUUGUCGCGACUCCCUCGGAUAUAAAAGCUGCAUGUCCUCAUUUUGUUCUGUCACAGAAUGGCUAAAGGUAUUUUUGCAACCAAUCAUUGGCUUUUCGGUGUAGUCUUUAGAGAAGACCACCUGCGAAACGUCAGCGCUAGUUCCACUGCCCUCUCGCAGACCUUAGUAUUCGCAACUCGAAUAACCCGAGCGGCUAAGGAGCUUUCUCCUACGUCACCGUGAGGUUUAUGCAAUCAAACUGCGGCGGGUCUCGCAAUGCUUCUGGGCGAAUGGUCGCUCUAACUGCACUGCCGAAUCACGGAGAUCCGCCAGUCCGACACGUGCUUUCGAACAGUCGGUGUAGGCUCUGUGAGAAAAUCAGGUACACAUAAAUUUCCUGCAGAAAGCACAAUUAGGACCGUAUUCAUCAUAACGCGGAUGAACCCACUGACUGGGCCCACAACGUGUCCCUUAUGGUACAGCCAAACCUCAACUUCUGACUGCGCAUUUUGGGGCACACUGGCAGCGACAGAAGUACCAGACGGCUUGACACCAGCCCAACUAACAUUUCAGACCUUUCCGCAAAAUGGUGUUACUGUCAUUCUGAAGCGCACGUCGGCCUCAGGCUCGUUUUUUAUUCUGCGCUGUUUCGAUUGGUCAGCGAGGCCAGGUUGUUAGGUCUUUGCCACCAGCCGCAGUUAACGAGGGCAGCACUCAAGAUUCACUCAACGUGGUUUCUUGAGCUACAAGACCUUAGGCGAAAAUUUUCCGCGUACAGUUACCGAUAUGCUAUUAAUCAUCAUCACCGCCACCUGAUCUAGUUCCAAUGCAGGACGAAGGCCAGAUUUAAAACAGCGUGUUGCAUAUUGGAGAUCUCAAAGUUGUAAUCACAGCGGAUUGCCUCUGUGUAUUAAGGUGAUUGACACUUGCGUUUGCGGUCACAUGCAGCGUGAUUUUCUCGCCCUACGUUGCAGGGCCUGUACUGCCUAGUCACUCUCGACUCGGUGUGUUUCAAUGUCCGCCGCGUUGGCGGACAUUCAUGGAGUCGCAAGAUUGGCAACACCAGAUUACAGAAUGCGCUAUAAAUUUUAUAGUAUUUGUUGCACUUACCGAGCGUGGUCAACACCCGCUUUUUUUCCUUUUAUUUACAUACCCAUACGAGCUGCUUUCGGCAACUCUCGCUUGCUUCAAACUGAACGCCCGAAGACGCCAUCACCAUUUGGCGAUCGGGUGGUGAAAGGGUUUAGGCAAAAUUCCACAUUGUGCACCUUUGUCUACCGGAUGUUGUCUCGCCGCGGCUGCACCGCGGUUGCCCAGAUGGCCUGUGCUGCGCCGGACAUUUAUGUCGGCCGGUUGGAAUUAUGUCAGCAAAUUAUUAUAUGCUAUGUGAGAGGCUAUACAAAUAGUAUUUAUUUAUCAAAUAAGCACACAAAACGUACUUGAAUGACGACAAUGCAAAUGAAUUAUGAGUCCAGGCGGGCAUGCAAGCGAAACUAAAGCAACCUAUUCACCGAAUAAACUACGUAUACACCUAACUAACUUGUUUUUUAGCAACUUGACGACAUACGUUUAUAUUGAAAAGUUAAAGAAAAUCAUUCAAAGGCUAAUUCCCUGCUCCUAAAUUUUAAAAUGACCACGGAGUCCAAAAUACGGAGCGUCAAAUUAUUGGUUCAAUUUAGCUGAUUACGCAUGCGGCACCGCGAAGCGCAUCUGGUGGUGCAACUUCCCUGUGGGCGGCGAGGGCAGGGAGGCGCCACGACGGAAAUGACCGCUGCCAGACGAGCGAUGGGGACGAGCCGGCCGCUGUGUAAUCGAGUAGAUAGUUUGACGCCAGCUCUUGCGCCCUACAUGGCCAGUUUGCGUUGUUGAAAACAUUCAUAACGAUUGCCUUCGACUUUCCAAUAUAUACGUGUAUAAUUAUUUAAUUAGAGAAUAGUUUGCAUUGGGUUUUCUGUCAAGUGAUGUCCACAUUGACAGAUUAGGGGUGUGAAAAUAUAGAAAUUUUCGAAUCGAAUACAAAUCUUAGAGAAAGAUGACCAAAGAAUACCGAAUCGAAUAUGGAAUAUUUUCUCAUAUCUGAAGGGACAUCAAAUGCGACGCCUGUGCGGGGUCCGUUUCAUAAAAAAGCAGGCGUGCGUGUACUGGUGUGUGCACUGUCCACAUUUAGGCGUUCGAAGAGCUUGUAAAGUAUAAACAACUGCUUUGAAUUAUCUGGGGUACCUAAACGAAAUUUAAGAAUUGCGAGGUUUUACGUGUCGAAACCACCAUCUGAUUAUAAGGCACGCCGUAGUGUGGAUUAAUUUUGAGCACCCAGUACGUGGUACACGUCCGUUCUCGCAUUUCGCCCCCCGUCGAAAUGCGGCACCUCAUCAAUGACAGUAUUGAAACAAUAAAGGGAACAGCGCGUUACUAGAUGAUUGUAAAAUGUCGUGCUCACUAAAGAAGAGUACAGCACCGCACAUUGUUUCGGAGGUAUGCAAACACGGUGAGGCCGGCCAAAUUAUAAAUCGGAACAAAUUGGUAUAUGGCUGCCUACAUUCUUAUGGAAUAAAUGGAAAUUACUGAACAGAAGUUACCCGCGAGCUUGUGGCUCUGCACGAAACCCGCAGCAGAACCAGUCGCCCUCUCCGACAAGUGUCUCCACGUGUUCGAGAGAAACGAAUAUUCGACUAUUGCGAGUCGGGAAUUCUGUAAUCCCGGACUAUUCGGUUCAUAUUCGAAUAUUCGCACUCCCCGAAUGUGUGUAUAUAUAUAUAUAUAUAUAUAUAUAUAUAUAUAUAUAUAUAUAUAUAUAUAUAUAUAUAUAUAUAUAUAUAUAGACACACAUGGUGUCCCAACUAUCAUGUACCAAGAUUUACAAAUAUUCAAAUGCCCCGUAGCUGGACAGAACAAUGUUGUUUGCCGUCACUUGGAGAUACUAAGAUUAUUUUUUGCAUUCCGCCUAAUUAAAUAAUGUCUUAAUUAAUCAAUCAACUUCUCAAUAUUGUUGCGAGGCGGAAACAAGCACAAUGGCGUUUAUACAAGGCGAAUGCCGAAGGGCCAGCAGCAACAACACUUCUUCGUCAUCGUCUCUUGGCUGCUUGCCCUAUUCUUCUGCAUCACGACAAUAUUAUAAUUAGAUGAACAGUGUCAAUGAGAAAAUUGUACAGCAACAUGAAAAAGAUUCCGAGCCCUUCCACUACUGUGAAGAUGGAAGCCAGCAAAGCUGUGACUAUGGCGGGUCUGCUGUAGUGAAUAUUGCCCCCACGAUGAGAAUGGGCGUAUUUUCGUUGGCAUCACCCAACCGAUUAAUGUCUACCAUGAACGUUCCGGUUGAGAAACUCGCGUUUAAAACUGGCCCUCACACCGGGGAAGUUGACGCUAGCGUUGCCGAGGCGUGCACCGCCGUUCUUGGGUUCCUAGAGGUCAAGACGACGCUGACGUUCGGCCUCAACAUCGCGCUUCCGCAACUCCGGGUCGGCGGCUCUUCGCUGACGUUUGGCCUCAACAUUGCGCUCCCUCAACUCGGGGUCCGCGGCUCUUCGCUGACGUUUCGCCUGGGCUUCGGAAGCCCUCACGCUAGAAUCGGCACGUGGACGACGAGCCCUUUCCCGAGCGUGUUUGCAGCGGCGUUGCUCAAACGCGUUAGGACACGUCGUCAGUUGCUUAUGAAUGGCCCAUACCCCCUUAAGCAAUGGCUCAUAAUCCCGUAAACGCGGCCUCCCCAUUACGAUGACAGAAGUGAAAUUCUACGCUGGAAUGAUUAGCGGCAACGCAGCCAGCUGUGGAAGCAGACGACGACGACGACGAACAGGGAGCAGUGGCAUGAGCGCAAACCGUGGGGCGUCAACGAGCCAGCUGGGGAAGAGGACGACGCUCGCGCUGAUGAUGAUGGUUUUUAUUGUGAUAGCAAUUAUGUGGAGCGCAUUUCUGCCGUCGGCGUUGCUGUCGUCAUCGCCGUGAGGUUCCGUAUAAUGUCCAACGGCGAUAAAAUCGCCGCGCGUCGUACGCUGUGUGUGCGAGUGAAACCGUACGAGGGUGAGCCGGCAAUCGCGGCUCAAUGUAGCGAACGCGAGCGAGGAAGGCAGGCCUGAAGCGCUUCUUUCGCGCGCGAGGCGACGGAGAGAGAGAGGGAGGGUGGGGGUGCUCGGUCGGCUGCUGCUCACAUCGCGGCCGUACGGGCGCCGUAUCUUGAAAGCGAUGUGGCUGAAGUGCGCGCCCGCAUCAUCUUCAAAGCGAUCUGCGAUGGGGACAAAGUGCAUGCGCCGAGUGCCGGUAGCUUCCGCUUUCGACGUUCGCGUUGAAGCGAGACAGCGCGAAGGUCAAUUUGCCCGCUGCUGCUGGCGCGCUUUCUCACUCCAGCAUUUUCGAAGCGAGUUUCCGCGUUCAUCGAGCGGGAUGAGUUCAUGUUUACUUGAGGCACAACGACUAGGAAGACGAACCAAAGCUCCACCUCACCCCAAGCUAAACAGGCGGCAGGCGAGGGACUGGCGCCGAAUACAGACAAACACCUACCCACAUUUACAUAGACUGCACAAAAUAUUUCCUAACAAACACAGCGACAGAUAUCCAUGGUGCGACUCCACCCCGACACUAGAACACAUCACUUAUCAAUGCACGUAGCGUCCGGCAGACGCCGUCUCGCCGCUACUUGACGAUACACUUAGCAAUUGGUCGUGGGAGGCGCGACUCUCCGAACUGGACUUGGGAAGCCAAUUGGCGACCCUCGACCAGGCCCGGCGCGCCGCAAUAGCCAGUGGGGCCCUGGAAGAGGGGCUCCACCCACAGUGACCAAGCACGGUCUUAAUUUAAAUAAAGUUGUUUCUCUCUCUCUCUCUCUUCAUGUUUACCUGUGCGCGCGUGACACCGUGCUUGUCUAUUUAGUUAGUAAGCGAAUGUUUACAACUUUAUACGGCACAUUCAACUACGAUCCUUGCUUUGUAUAGCUCUCUACUAAUUUGCUAUCGCAAUCGAUGCUUCGCCUUUCGGACGAAACUGCGACGUUUUUCUACACGCGGACACGAUCCUGGGGGGACUAGCACCUAACAGCUUCGCUGUAAAACUUCCGAUACAGCUUUCUGCUGCUCAAUACGUGCUACAUAAAGUGUUUUUCCGAGCGUGAAAGAAGCCCGCGAAACCAAGCAAGAUUACCGCGCGACUGGCCGCUCGCGGUACUUUGCGUGUAUUCGCGGGCUUCUUUCACGCUCAGAAAAACACUUUAUGUAGCACGUAUUGAGCAGCAGAAAGCUGUAUCGGAAGUUUUUCAUGUUGCUCUACUGUUUUCUCAUUGACACUUUUCAUCUAAUUAUAAUAUUAGAGAAGCUGAUUAAUUACUGAUAACUAAUUAUCUAUUUAGGCGGAAUGCAAAAAGUAAUCUGAAUAUCUCCAAGCGACGGCAAACAUUACCUUGGUUCUGUCCAGAUACGUGGCAUUUGCGUAUUUUUAAACCUUCGUCCCCACCGGCCGAGGCGACGAGAGUGUAUAUUGUGGUCAGGGUACAGGACAUGGUCAAGGACGCCUGUGCUUCUGAAACAGUAGCGAAACAAAUAAUUUUGCGUGGCAGCCCGAAGCUUCGGUUAUCGUGACAUGCGCAUAAAGUUAUUUCAUACUGAUGUACGCGCGAAUAAAUGUGCAGAACGAAAGAGUUUCUGUAGACUCUUGCUUCAAGUAUUUUGGUGGCCCUUCAGGAGGUUCGAUUAUGCUUAAGAUUACACAAGUGUACAUUCUGGUCUAAGUCUCUGGUUAUAGAAUGUCACGUACUUACGGAUUAAAAUAGUGAUGUCUUGUUGUUCUAGUGCUAUGUGAAAUUGUUGUUUUGCAAGAUUAAAAGUUUAAAUACGCA